GUUAUUUUGCCGUACGUCACAUAAAGUCCGUUUGUGACAGAUGAUCUGUCACUGUCAUCGAUGGGAAGCAGGGCAUAACCUCGAAUGUCGUGUUGUGUGAUUGUGUGCUGGAAAACAAUUUCAUUUUUAAGUUUAUUUUAAUUUGUGAUUUUGGAACAGACAUUGUUAAUAAUAACAUUAAAUGUCGUUUCUUUUCUUACAGAGAAACACAAUUGUGUUUGAUUGACUGUGUCACCAAAACCACAGAUAUAUUGGAAAUUGUCUUAUAAAACGACAUUUUUGUCAACAAAAUGGAAAAGUUGAAGUUUACUUUUCAAGUGAAACCAACAACAGACGGAAAGUCAAACUAUAUCGCCAUAACCGCAAUUGUGACUGAAGAUGAAAAAUAUUUCCUUAUUCCUGAAGAAUUCCAAGCUAUUUCACAGCACACAUAUAUUCAAACUUCGAAAACCUUUGUCACAGUGAAAAAUACAUUAAAAAAAAGACAUCAAACUAGAAGUGUUUGGAUAAAAACAACAGAGGAUAUAUUAAAAACAUAUGUUGAUGAGGAUGGCAAUAUGAUUUUUCAGAACCAAUUUCUAGAGGAAACUACCAAAGAACAAUUGACUGUCGUAAGCAAAACGUGUUCAGAAGAUCCUAUAGCCAAAAUUUUAGAGAAAUUAAUAGAAAACCAAGAGAAAAAAGAAAAACAAAGCAUAAAGAAGCUAGCUGACAAGUUUGUAAUUGAAAAAUUUGAUGGAAAGAGUUCAAAUGCAAAUCAGUGGAUGGAAGUAUUUGAAAAAGAAUGUGAAAGGUUCAAUGUAUUAAAAGACGAAGAAAGAAUUGAAAUAGGGCAUAAUGCAGGGCAUAACCUCGAAUGUCGUGUUGUGUGAUUGUGUGCUGGAAAACAAUUUCAUUUUUAAGUUUAUUUUAAUUUGUGAUUUUGGAACAGACAUUGUUAAUAAUAACAUUAAAUGUCGUUUCUUUUCUUACAGAGAAACACAAUUGUGUUUGAUUGACUGUGUCACCAAAACCACAGAUAUAUUGGAAAUUGUCUUAUAUAGAUAUAUAUUUAAAGUACAGACAUUCGAAAAACUAUCAUAAUCGUGUUCAGGAGGUCUCAAAACAUGGGAAAAAUGAUGUGCCCUCCAUUUUUCUUCUAGUCAUGCCUACCGUAAUAGUCUAAUUUUUCCUUGAAAAAUUCGACCAAAAAGAGAUCUCCGAGCCUCAACAUACUUCUGAAGAAAUGACCUGACAUAUAUUAUACAACGCUGGAGGGAUUAUAAGAAAAUAUGUCAUCAAAAAGAAGAUACUUUCCGACACAAUGAUUACCUACCUACAAUUAAUUUCGUAAAUACAAUUUUUUCCAAAAAAAGGUUUCUAUACUUAAGAUAACAUAACAUUCUUUUCUCUUGUUUUUCAUUUAGAUUUUGAAAAAAAGUAGUGCCAAAAAAAGAUUUCUUCGAUCUAUAAAGAUUAAACUUACCUAAAAAUUAUUCUACAAUCAUAACAGUUGAAUACAACUAUAUCCUCAAACUAAUUAUUCUUCUUUCAUUUUUCUAAAAUAACUUAAAAUAAAAUCAAAACUGGGCAUUUUAUGUUUAAUAGAAACAUAUUUCUUACAGUGUACCUCAGACGAUAAUUAAGUAUGAAAUAUCCUCUCUAAGUAGGUGGUAUAAAAUCCUAAAAAGCCUUAAAAGCUUCGGUUAGGAUGGGACAUAUAAAACAAUCAAUUAUUAAUUAACAAUUAGCCUUUCAAACGAAUUUCUUCGACCUAAAUGUUAGCAACAUAUGUACUUGCUCAACAGUGUCAUUUUUUAACAAUUUCAGUCGGCAUCUUCAUAUGUUAUAUUAUCUAGAGUAGGGCCCGAUUGAGAUUUAUAAGGCCCGGGACUAAAAUAAUGCCGGGGCCCCCUUAAGGAAUUCGGAAACCCGGAAAAAUUCACAAAAUAAUAUCAAUACGUUAGAUUUGUGGUAUGAUUUUCAAAUGAUGGGGCUUUCUUUGACCUGGGUCCCGGGGCUAUAGCCCCCCCAAGCCCCUAGCUUAAUCCGGCCCUGAUCUAGAGAAUCACAACCGUGGCGUUGUUACUAGAGAAUCUAACAAAUAUUUGAUGUAUCGUUUAUAACUGUGGUUUCAAUAUGAUAAGGGAGCGUCAAAACCCCGGUCUUAAUUUUAUCGUUAUAUUAACGUGAACCGCUAAAAAUAGAAUACUUGAGAAGAUCCGUACUAGAAGAAAUAUCUUUGUAAUAGACAAUUCUACUAAGAGUUUCUCCUAUAAGCUUUUCAUAUCUAUGUUUUUAUAGUGAUCGGGCUACUAGCGGGCCCGAUAGACGUUGUCCUGUCCCACCGUCUUAAAUGUAAACUUUUGGAAAUUAGCCGUAACAAUUAGACUGUUUUUAUCAGAAACUUAUUUCAAUAUCACAGCUCAGAUAUGUUGAAUGUAGAAGCUGUGUUGAAUAAAAACUUGAAGUCGUACUAAUUGAAGGUGAAAAGGUUGAAUCUUAAACUAUUCUAUAACGGGCAUUUAUUCUUACAGUUAAUUAUUUACUGAAAGACUGAAAUUAUCGUAAUGCCAUUGGAUGGUCACUAGUUCAGACGAUCUGACUACCAUUAUUAUUUAUAAAGAUACUUUGGAAUUGAAAUGUUUUUUCUUUUGUUUUAUUUAGAAAGAAUUCAUUUUCCUUUAUUGUACAAAAAGAUCUCAGUUCACGUCUGGUACCCUGUUUAAACCAAACGCCCUUACAGGCAGACACAUUUUACUCGUCUAUUUACGUUUUAUAAUUUAAUAUUCAGUUGUAACAAACUACCGAGGUACAAUAAUGAUUUUUUUCCAAGUUCUAAGUAGCGCUACAAUUAAGUGCAUCUGUUUAAAUAACGGCGUAUAAUUUCGCCCAAUUUAUAAUGAUUCGAUUGACUUUCUCGAAUAUGGUAGAUCGAAAAAAUAGUCGGCAAUGGUUUUUCAUAAUCUGCAAUUGAUAUUGGAAAAACUAUAGAUAUAUUUUCAUUUUAUAUUAUUAAGCUCCUAUGUCGUUGUUUUUCGAUAUUUAUGCUCUUGACUUUUGCCUAUAUAAUCAAGUCACACAAAACUAGAUACAAUUGUUAUAAUGACAUUUCAGGAAUAAGUAACCCCGAUUCUUCCUACUCCUAAAAGAAGAUUUUAUCGAAUAAUGAAAAUGAAAACGAACUAAAAAUAAUAUCAAUAAAAAUAGAAGAGAGAUGGAAGAUUUUUUGACAAAACAUAAUAGUCUCAAUAUCCGAAAAUUAUCGACGAUAACAGAAGUGGUCAAUUGAGAUGAAAAACCUGCAGAAUUAUUAUAAUCACUAUAUUAUGUUCUGUCCAUCCAAGAAACGGAAUUCUCGAAAAUAUUAUCAUGCAUAGUAGCGACGAUCAGGAAUUUAUUUUCAUUAAAUAAUACAAAAUGCAACUAGUGAACAACCUAUUUUCACUUGUAAAGCUCACGUUUUUCACAUAGAUCCAAAAACAAAAAGAUCUUGGAUGCCAGCUUCUAGUUCUGCUGUCAGCGUUUCAUUUUUUUAUGACUCUUCUAGAAGCUUAUACAGAAUUAUUAGCGUCGAAGGUCAGAAAGCUGUUAUAAACAGUACUGUUACUCAUAAUAUGACUUUCACUAAAACUUCUCAGAAGUUUGGACAAUGGUCUGAUGUAAGAGCUAAUACAGUUUAUGGCUUAGGAUUUUCCUCAGAAGCUGAACUUCAAAAGUUUAUCGACAAAUUCAAUGAAGUAAAAGAAGCAACAAGAACAGCAAUAAGUAAAGCUACUUCCAAUGGAGGAUCUGUUGUUACUCCAGUAACUAGUGCAAAUGCUAGUCCAAUCAGUGCUAGAGCCGCAACAGCUGCUCCAGAUUCAUCAACAGAUAAUUUGUUGGAGCCACCAGGCAAUUCAUUGAUAUCAACUGCCAACACAAAAAUUGAGGAAGACGUUCCUCAUCCUCGUAGUCAUUCAAUUUCUGGUAUUCAAAGUAAUGAAAGUCCUAGUCACCAAGUAAAGAUGGAUAAAGGAACAUAUAAUACAAGUCCUAUUGACACACAAUUAAAAUAUGAAAAUGAUAGGUUGAAGUUGGCACUGGCACAAAGUUCUGCCAACGCGAGAAAAUGGGAAAUAGAACUAGCGACCCUGAAAAGUAAUAACGCCAGGUUAACUAGUGCACUUCAAGAAAGUACGGCUAAUGUAGACGAAUGGAAAAGGCAAUUGGCGAGUCUUAAAGAAGAAAAUAUGAGAAUGAAAGCUAAAUAUCAGACUGAUUUAGAGAAUAGUAAAGGUGGUGGAGAUUUAGCAGAUGAGCUUAGAAAAGAAAUACAAAAUUUAAGGAUUCGAGUAGAACAAUUAGAAUCAGAAUUGGAAAGUAAAAAUAAUGAAAUCAAAAUGAUUUCCACUUCAAAUACAUCGACUGAACUCCAACUAUUACAAAAGGAAAAUCAAGAACUUCAGAGCACAAUCAAUUUGACACAAUCAGAAUUACAAAUCGCCCAAAGCACAUACGAAUCCCAAAAGCACAUUCUUUUGACACUGAAUCAACAACUUGCUUCAAGAAUUCACGAAUUAGCAACCAUUCACGACGAAAUGACAACGGCAUUACAGACAUGAGAGAGAUAACAAUGUAUUAAAGACCGCGUUUAUAUAGCGUACGUAUAAAAUCUGA
Messenger RNA from Diorhabda carinulata, 4638 nucleotides. RefSeq names its product homer protein homolog 2. The coding region runs from base 3477 to 4583 and encodes 368 amino acids. Gene Ontology annotation, molecular function: G protein-coupled glutamate receptor binding. Lineage: Eukaryota; Metazoa; Arthropoda; Insecta; Coleoptera; Chrysomelidae. The transcript is spliced from 10 exons. Gene Ontology annotation, biological process: G protein-coupled glutamate receptor signaling pathway; regulation of store-operated calcium entry. The record is from RefSeq and is a predicted model, not a curated record. Gene Ontology annotation, cellular component: cytoplasm; dendrite; plasma membrane.